Dicentrarchus labrax (European seabass) is the source of this 840-nucleotide messenger RNA. RefSeq names its product synaptonemal complex central element protein 3 (gene syce3). NCBI's taxonomy places the organism in Eukaryota, Metazoa, Chordata, Actinopteri, Moronidae. The record is from RefSeq and is a predicted model, not a curated record. Bases 12 to 308 code for a protein of 98 amino acids. The transcript has 6 exons. Gene Ontology annotation, biological process: synaptonemal complex assembly; spermatogenesis; reciprocal meiotic recombination.
ACAAACUUUAUAUGAUGGCCGGUUCACCUUCGUACCCAGAGCUUCCGCGGAACAGCAACGACGACGAGUUGGAGCUGAACAAGGACUUGGAAAGAAUAAUUGAAAACGUUGAAAAUAUAUCAGUGCAGCUGACUUGGAUGGCUUAUGACAUGGUGGCACUGCGCACCAGCCCCGAGCUGGGGGCCUCUAUGCGGAAACUGGAAGAAGCUUAUCGCCGAUGCAGAGCUGUUGUCUGUGGAGACCAAGACCAGGAGCCAAGGAGGAGCAAAUGUCACGAUCCUGCUGCCACAACACUCACUCAGAUGUGAUGUUAUUGUCAGUUCAUAAGAGGAAACGUGUGUUAAAGCAGUAUGAAAUUAAACUGUAUUUGUGUUGGACUAGUUAUCAUAUAGGGGAGGAAUUUCUUCUGCUCUCUCUGCAUUAAAACAAUGGAAAACACAGAACAAGCUACCCCAACUGCCUACAUUGAUGUGGAAAACAUACUGAGAGGGCUGGACUCCUUGUCUAACUGCAUGGAUCAACUGGCAUUGCGAACCCAGCUGAGACAAUGUGAUCUGAUCGUUUAUGUUGGCCACCCUGACAAGUUGGCGUCUCUGAAAGUCCAAGAGGCACCGAAGCAGCAGCCUCCUGCACGACCUGAGGCGUGAAGAACAGAGGAAGAGGAGAGUCAGAUAUGACCAUGAGAGGCAGCACCUGACCUUGUUCACCUCUCUGAGGGCCAUGUCAGCUUCAUAUCUGGUCAACCUUCCUCCGUACCAGCUGGGAUCCAAACCCUGGAUGCAUCAUAAUAAAACAGUCAUAGUAAGGACUAAAUAAACUCUCAUUUACCUUUUGCAUCGA